UCAGUCCCUAUCCUCUCCUCUCCGAGGCGCAGUAAUCUAGCAUUUCUCAGAGUAGGAAGUGCAGUUUGCGGUAACAGAGAAUUGAAAGUACGCCAUAAAUAUGGCGCCAAAAGAGUUUUCAAGCUGAUGAUAAGAGCUGAUUUUUUCUUUCAUCCCCCGUGAUGUCUUUUUUUGGGGUGUGUUCUUUCUUCUUCCUCGGGGGUGUGGGGAGAGGUUGAAAGACGAAACCCGCCUGUGCAUUUUAGUGCGAAGAGCCGUGCGUGCACGUCCACCGGGUUAGAGGAGUGGAGGCGAGGCACGGCGGCAAGUGAAGACCGGGGGGAGAGCUCCGCGUUUUAUUUUGGAAGGAGGGACGUUGCGUAAACUGGCUCGCGAUUUUUUCUGACUCAUCGUUUGGAAAUAAAGCAUCCUUUUUCUUUUUUCUUUUUUUAUUUGAUCAACCCUCCUCCUCUUGCUUCUCUGUCUCCCCCCCCCUUCCCCGUUUCCUCGCGUACCGCUGGCACCGGAGAGGAAAACAUCGUCGGAUUCUUUUUUUUGGACACCACGUUUGGACUGCUUUUUUUUCUGCAAAAUGCGACAUGCUUUCCUGUGAGCGGUAUGUUGUGCGCACCUCGCAGGCUGCUAUACCGUGAACAGCAGCAGGACCAGCGGCGGACACCAGCACCAGCACCACAACCACACGCUGUUUGUUGGUGUUGUUGUUGUUGUUGACGACUUGUAGAAAAAAAAGGCUGCAACUCUGUCUGGCUGCCACUUUUGGAUUUUUUAUUUCGGAUUUGGACUCGGCGGCCGGUCUUUGCAGAGCCGACGCGCUGUCAACGCAGACUGCGCGGAGGAGGGAAGGGGAGGGGAAGGGACGGUCCUGUCACCCAAACGUGGAAGCCGGAGUCGGGGCUGCCAGGGCACCGAGUGGGCAAACUGAACUGCUGAACCCUCCUCCAUAAAACUACAUGUGCUAGGCUCCCAAUGAUCUCCUAAUCUCUGGGAAUCGCCCGCCGUGCAGGACCGUGGACGUCUCUGCAUCCGAAGCUGUCUGCGAUCAAGAUGGAGAGCGAAAAGAAGAGGAGAAAAUACUCCACGAGCAGCAACGACUCUGACACCACCGACAGUCAGGUGACGUCGUGGUCCAGGUCAUCCAAGAAUACGGGCACCAGCAGCACAUGGGUCUGCCACCAGCACAAGAAGCCAUCAGAGGUAUUUCGUACUGACUUCAUUACGGCCAUGAAGCUCCCGGACUCGGCCCAGCUCGGCCCGGACGACUUCUAUGUGCUCUCGGACCCUUGGAGACAAGAGUGGGAGAAGGGGGUGCAGGUCCCCGCCAGCCUGGAAGCCAUACCAGAGCCUGUGGUCAGGUCGCUGUCGACAGGCGGCCUUUCCGACAGCGAGCAGGAAGAGACGGAGAGCGGCGCCCAGCCUCCUCCCACCCAGCGCUACAGCGGCUACGACCUGGACGACCUGGACGUCGCCUGGCUGGAGCUGGUCAACCACGAGUUCAGACAGAUGGCGCUGCCGGAGCUGGACGAGCUGACGAUGGAGUGCGUCCUGGUCGAGCUGGAGAGCACGUGCGAGGAGAAGAUGCGGCAGGCCAUCGAGACGGAGGAAGGCCUGGGCAUCGAGUACGACGAGGACGUGGUGUGCGACGUCUGCCGCUCGCCAGAGGGAGAGGACGGCAACGAGAUGGUCUUCUGCGACGAGUGCAACGUCUGCGUUCAUCAGGCCUGUUAUGGCAUCCUGAAGGUACCCCAGGGGAACUGGCUGUGUCGGACCUGCGCUCUGGGCGUCCAGCCCAAAUGUCUGCUCUGCCCCAAGAGAGGGGGGGCCCUCAAGCCCACCCGCAGUGGAACCAAGUGGGUCCACGUCAGCUGUGCCUUAUGGAUCCCCGAGGUGAGUAUAGGCUGUCCAGAGAAGAUGGAGCCCAUUACCAAGGUGUCCCACAUCCCCGCCAGCCGCUGGGCUCUGUACUGCAGCCUGUGUCGAGAGCACACGGGAACCUGCAUACAGUGCUGCAUGCCCUCCUGUAUCGUGGCCUUUCAUGUGACGUGCGCCUUCGACCACGGCCUGGAGAUGAGGACCAUCCUGGCAGAGAACGACGAGGUGCGCUUCAAGUCCUUCUGCCUGGAGCACAGCUGCAGCGCCGGCAACGGCAGUACGGCAGCCAGCAACUUCUCCAGUUUGACCGGUGUGAGCAACGGUAACCACACCACCACUUCCACCACCAACGCAGCCACGCCCAGGCCGGACUGGGGGGCCGCCACCGGUACCGGUACCGGUCUCGGCCCUGAGCUUUGGCCGGACCAUCAGCACCAACCAAACAUCAGCAGCAACGCGGAGCAGAGGUCGGUAUUGUACCCGAUUCCGGUGUCGGCAUCGGAGCGGGCUGAGCGGGAACAGCUGGAAAGAGAGAAAGUGAGCCAGAGGAAACAGAAGCUCCAGGAGCUGGAGGACGAAUUUUACCAACUGGUGGACCCCAGGGAGGUGGCUGAAAACCUGGCGCUGCCCGUCCCCCAGGUGGACUUCUUGUAUCAGUUCUGGAAGAUGAAGAGGAAGGCCAACUUCAAUCAACCUCUGGUGACCUUAAAGAGGGACGAGGUGGACAACCUGGCCCAGCAGGAGCAGGACGUCCUCUACAGACGCCUCAAGCUCUUCACACACCUCCGACAAGACCUGGAGAGGGUGCGUAACUUGUGCUACAUGGUGACACGGAGGGAGAAAAUGAAACAUACCAUGUGCGACAUCCAGGAGAAGAUCUUCCACCUGCAGAUACAACUACUGGAAGAGGAGAAAGCUGGAGAAAAAAGCCAGAAGGGAGAAAAGAGCAAACAGAAUGGAGCGAAGGAUAAAGGGAAGGAGAGGAGGAAGAGUAGUCCUGAGAAGAAAAAGGAGAGAUUGAAGCAAGAGAACGGCUCCCUGCUAAAAGAGCUAGGUUUGUCAAAGUCUUUCCCGCUGGACAACUCUUUGUUCGACAGCUGGCUCGCCCAGACGGUUCAGAUCACUGCUGACGACAUGCUGAGCCAGUGGGCUCUGGGCGCCCAGCAUCGGGACAAGAGCGGCAGCCUGCUCUCCGACCAGCUCCUGCAAGGCGAGGAAAGUCUGCUGAACCUAAGGAUGGAGAAGUCCAUGCAGUCCGCUUGGAAAACGCCUCAGCUGGGCCGCAAACCGCGAGGGAGCAACAAGCUGCGCGCUCGCGGACACCCGCAACCCACCGCCCCCGCCUUGCCCCAGACGCCCCUGUCUGCGGCCUCCGCCGCCACCUCCGCCUCCGCCUCCGGCUGCCCCUCCGCCUCCGGCAGCCCCUCCACUGCAAAGCAGUGGGAAAGCGUGGUGGAGGAAAAGCCCGGCCACGUGGUCCGGAAAGGGGAAAGGUCCAGGGGCUCCUCAAAGGCCUUGCACCACCACUACCUUCAUCACCACCAGACAAGGAGCUCUGACCUAGACAGGGACCCGCCGCCGCAGCCGCCCAUCUCCAAAAUGGAUUCCUGUCACAUCUCGGAGGACCGCGGCCCGUGGGACAGCGUCUACGCGGGGAACAACGACACGUUCGGUUUCACUGCAAGCUCAUCUCCGCGUCCGGCCUCCAGCCCCGGGGCCACGUUGCCCGACACGGGGGCAUUCAUUCGCGGCAGGGUGCCGCGGCUCCGUCUGACCCGCCAGGUCAAAUCCAGAGGCAGAGGCAGGGGCGUCGGUGCGCGCGUCCAGGGGCUGCAGCCCGUGGGCCUGCCGCUCACAGGAAAGGACACGUCCGAGACCGACGGGUACUUCUCCGACGGCGAGCAGAGUGAUCCAGACACACGCUCUGGCGCACGCAACCUCUGCUUGCCGCAGUUGCAUUCUGGGAACGAGGACCUGCUGAGAAGGAGGGCGCUGGCCUCAUAAAGAACUGAGACACAGUGGUCCUAACUUGACUAACUGUUUCUCCAUCUGUGCCCAAUAAACAGUCCAGAAAACAUGGCUGGAUGGCGUCGUUCAACCAAAUCCCUGUCACAUUUACCCGAGGAAAAUCUCUUCAGCUCUCACCUGAUUUGUUUUUGGGAGAGGGGUUGGGGGGAUUUGAAUGUAGCGGUUUGCCUGUCGGACAGUAAAGCUUCUCCACCGGACCGUAGUUUCUUCGCUAGCUUUCCACAAGAUGCGAUACAUUCAGCAAAUAGGAAAGAAACAUUACCCAUAGUCUUCUUUUGUUUUGUAUUUCAGAUUCAUUUUGUUUCUGAGCGUUGAAGUACCCAUUUCUGCCAGACUUGGGAACAAACACUUCGGGGCAUUAUUAUGAUUAUUAUGAUUAUUAUUCAAGCUGGUUUCAGGGUCUGCUUCGCUCUCGGUCCUCAUGGCCUGAGAUGCAUCCAACGAGUCCCUGUUUUCUUGAAUAUGUUCAGUGGAAAGACAAUUUCACACCAGAGCUGGUCUGAAUAUGUACAAAGAGCGACCUGGGAUAACAUGUAUUCAGCCUUGAAAAGCACAACUAGCUAGUCAUAAGAACGUAAGCACUCGUGUGUGUAUAAUAGAUCAUUCAGGGUUGGGUUCAAUUCUCAUCACGUCGACUCAAAAUAUAAACUAAAGCCCUUACUCUCAAAUUUAUCUUCACGGACGAAAAAGACAGAUUUCAAGCUUCUCCAAUUUUAUUUUUUAUAGCAAAUAGAUUGAGCCCAACCCUGGUGCUCAUUCAGAUUGUCACACAGAGACACAAACACACAGACAUACUGACACACAUACUACUAUAAGCAAAUCCCUUUGCUCACAUCACAGCCGUUGUUGAGAUAUUUCAUCUGACUUUCGUCAGCUGCUUUCAAAUUCUUCCGAAUUCUGAGUUACGUUUUUUUAAAUUUUUUUUUAAGCCUGAAUCUUUGGAGAAAAAUCAUCGUAGAAACUCUGUGCCUUCUGUCGCUUUCCCUGUGCAAUCUGCCUCCCCCCCCCCACCAACCUUAUAUCAAUCAACCAAACAAUCAAUAAGUAGAUCAAUCAGUCGUUUCUCAAUCGGAUUUGUAACAAUCAAACCAAAAGGAAACCCCGUUGGAUGGGUUACCGAGUGUAGCCGGCAUUGGGCUCCUUGUCACCUUAACAAUUGUCGAGUGCCUGAAACAAGGAUGUAAAUGCAGCGUUUGCCAUUAAUCAACGAAGCAUCUGCACGCAGUUAGCGAAGCAGAGCCACAAAGUACUAUCAGCGCAAAGAGCUGCUUACUGUUCUGUGCCCCCCCACAACCCCCCAACCACAACCCACCCACCUAACUAGAUCACUGCAGUCCAGAGCCGUCGAUGAACAGGGUUUGGCCACGUUACACUGAGAACGCCGCGUCUCCUCGAGAGACACGACUUAAACAAUAGAUACACGUGGAGAAGAUAAUAGUCAAAU
Molecule: messenger RNA, 5341 nt
Organism: Anarrhichthys ocellatus (wolf-eel)
Lineage: Eukaryota; Metazoa; Chordata; Actinopteri; Perciformes; Anarhichadidae
Gene: jade2
Product: jade family PHD finger 2
Biological process (GO): regulation of transcription by RNA polymerase II
Cellular component (GO): histone acetyltransferase complex
Source: RefSeq, a predicted model, not a curated record